AUGCCGAGCCUGGUUCGUUUUGCGGUGCACACUACCUCUAUCAAACCGCGCCUGACGAGAGAGGCUGCAGUUCAUAGUCGGAAGAUCAGCCCAAGGAUGUUUACAAAGCAGAAGGCCAUGGCUAUACGCAAAGUCAAGUGUUAUGAUGGAAGGAGAAGUUUCGAGAUGGAUUCUAUUGUCAUUCAAAGCCAGCCCUUGAAAGAUUUUCUUGCCAAGGUGAUGAAGGGUUAUCCAGGGCUUACAUUUACCCUCACUAGGGUGGAGUUCAAGAGCCAUUUUGAACCGUGGGACAAUCUCUGUCAGGAGAGAGACAACAUUAAAGAUCCCAAGGUUAAAUCUCAUGUCGACUUGCUCUACGGCAUCCUGAAGGAGGAGCUAUCUGAUCUCAUAUCAGAGAUAAGCGACCUACUUAAGAGUGCUGUAAUGACACAUAAACUCAUCUGGGCGCUUUUUGAACCGGGAAAAGUUAUUUACUCGGUAAUCGAUGAUUGUCAACGUGCUUUUCUUUUCCUCUCCGGCGACUUUGACCCCAACCCCGACUAA
This is a messenger RNA of Penicillium malachiteum, 543 nucleotides long. RefSeq lists its product as uncharacterized. The transcript is spliced from 3 exons. Lineage: Eukaryota; Fungi; Ascomycota; Eurotiomycetes; Eurotiales; Aspergillaceae. Bases 1 to 543 code for a protein of 180 amino acids. The record is from RefSeq and is a predicted model, not a curated record.